AUGGGGCAGCAGUUCAGCUGGGAGGAGGCCGAGGCGGCUGGUGAACUGGAUGUGGCUGAGCUGCAGGACUGGUACAAGAAGUUCGUGGUGGAGUGUCCCAGUGGCACACUCUUCAUGCACGAGUUUAAGAGCUUCUUCAAGGUCGAAGGCAAUGGGGAGGCCAUGAAGUAUGUAGAAGGAUUUCAAGCCUUUGACAGGAAUGAGUUAAGAGGGGUGCAGAAGGGGUCUCAGUCCUCUCUCCCCCAGAACAACACUAUCGACUUCCGAUAUGUAGCAGCCCUGAAGCUCGUGCCGAGGGGCACCCUGGAACACAAGCCGAAGUGGACCUUUAAGAUCUAUGACAAAGGGGACCACAAUGGCUGCAUUGACCAUCAGGAGCUUCUGGACAUUGUGGAGGCAAUUUGUAAACUGAAGAAAGCCUGCGGGCUGGAGCUGCACACACAGCCAUCCUCCCAGCUGCUCACGCCGGAGGAGAGGGUGGAUAGAAUCUUCCUCCUGGCGGAUGACAAUGGAGAUGGCCAGCUGUCUCUAAGUGAAUUCAUUGAAGGCGCCCGUCGGGACAAGUGGGUGAUGAAGAUGCUGCAGAUGGAUCUGAACCCCGGGGCUUGGAUCUCCCAGCAGAGGCGGCAGAGCGCCAUGUUCUGA
Suncus etruscus (white-toothed pygmy shrew) is the source of this 645-nucleotide messenger RNA. It is a transcript of the gene GUCA1B, whose product is annotated as guanylate cyclase activator 1B. NCBI's taxonomy places the organism in Eukaryota, Metazoa, Chordata, Mammalia, Eulipotyphla, Soricidae. The record is from RefSeq and is a predicted model, not a curated record. Gene Ontology annotation, biological process: visual perception. Gene Ontology annotation, molecular function: calcium ion binding; calcium sensitive guanylate cyclase activator activity. Gene Ontology annotation, cellular component: cone photoreceptor outer segment; photoreceptor inner segment.